AUGACGGAACAGUCAUUAUCAUUUAUUUCGAAUCUUUAUAGUUAUAAUGAUUUAUCUCGCACUCGUGUACAAAAUAUCGUCGACAGUUGUUCUGAUAUUUUUAAGAAUUCUCCUAUCAAUACAUUUAUUACAGGAUUGAUACAGCGCUUAGAAGAUUUUGGUGAACGAAGAGAAAAUUUAUAUCAUUUUAAGAAAAUUCAAGAUACUUUAUUUGAUCCCUUUAAGAACUUAUCAACUGAAUUUAAACGGCUGGCAACUUUUGAACGUGAUGGUACAUAUAUUCCUCCGGAAACAAUAAUGAUCGGAGAAAGAGAAGACUACCGAAAUAGUGAAGCCACAACAACUCUUGUCAAAAUUCCAGUUACCGUUGAAUAUAUUUCACUUAAGAAGACGUUGAAAAAUUUUUUGGAACUUCCAAAUAUUUUGGGCUGUAUCACAGAAUAUUUAAAUAGUUUGCCAAAUGAAUCUCCACUACUUCAGAAUGUCGUUCAAGGAACUUUAUGGAAAGAGAAAAAAAAAUCAUUUGGUGACAAAUUCGUGUUACCGUUAAUAGUAUAUUAUGAUGAUUAUGAAAACAACAAUCCUUUAGGAAGUCAUAGAGGUUUAGCAAAGACAGGUGCAGUGUAUGCAAGCAUUCCAUGUUUACCUCCAAAUCUUCAAUCAAAGUUGGAAAACAUUUUCGUCGUGUUACUUUUUAAUUCUUUGGAUGAAAAAGAUUUUAGUUUUGGAACGAUUUUAAAUCCAUUGUUAGAAGAAUUAAAAGAGCUUCAGACUACUGGGAUAACUAUAUUCAAAGAUACUCCGUCACAACAAACAAUACACUUUGCAUUACUUUCUGUGGUUGGUGAUAAUCUUGCAGUGAAUGCUAUUCAUGGUUUCAUUUGUAGUUUUUCGGGAAAUUAUUGUUGUAGAUUUUGUUUAAUUGAUCGUAGUCAAAUAAAAGAUUCUUAUGAGGUUAAAGACUCUUUGUUAAGGACGCAAACUCAGUAUGAUCUUCAAGUAAAGGCGAAAGACUUUGAUUCAGCUGGUAUUAAAAGUCGAAGUUGUUUCAAUGACUUGCCUGGAUAUAAUGUAAUCGAUUCUAUGUGUGUUGACAUGAUGCAUGAUGUCUUGGAGGGUGUAUGUCAAUACGAUUUGGGUAAGAUAUUAAAUGUUUAUAUCUACAAAAAAAAGUAUUUCACCUUAGAAGUACUCAAUAACAGAGUACGAGGGUUUGAUUAUGGUCCAAUUGAAAAACGCAAUAAACCACCUGAUAUUACUCAAAAUCAUAUGAAAAAUGAAUGCAUUAUUAUAUCAUCAGCUGAAAUGUUAUGUCUGAUUCGGAAUAUACACCUUAUAUUAGGAGAUUUAAUCCCUCAACAUGAUGAGUACUGGUCAUUGAUCAUCUUGUUAAAAAAAAUUGUCGAUAUCACAACAGCUAAAGCUCUCCUUAAAAAUACUAGCCUAUAUUUUAAAGAACUUGUUUCGGAGUAUUUAAAGAAAUUAUUGAUAUUAUUUCCAAACUGCCUAAAAUUUAAGCAUCAUGUACUUAUUCAUUACCCUUAUUUAUUUUUGAAAUUUGGACCUAUUGGAAACAUGGAAUGCUCUAUCUUUGAACGACUACAUAAACAUGGAAAAGUAACAUCUCACAGUGCGAUUUGUCGGAUUAAUGUCAGUCACACAAUCGCUGUUAAAAAUCAACUAAGAUUUAAUAAUUUACAGCGGAAUUCGAAGAAACAAAUUGAUUCUUUUACAACUGGUCCAUUUGACUCGACCAGUAAUAGCUGGGAAUGGUAA
Molecule: messenger RNA, 1776 nt
Organism: Cotesia glomerata
Lineage: Eukaryota; Metazoa; Arthropoda; Insecta; Hymenoptera; Braconidae
Exons: 2
Coding region: 1-1776 (591 amino acids)
Source: RefSeq, a predicted model, not a curated record